AAUAGAGAACGCGUGUUUCCUAUGAGCGCUGGAGAAUUUAUGAAUUAUGUAGAUGUGUGUUUUUAUCUAUGUGUGUGUGUUAGCAGCGAGAGGAAAACGCAACUCAGAUGCAGCACGUGGUGUAAAUAUAGGGAUGAACCGCGAACAGCGCAAUCGCUUAGGUUUGCAAAGAAAAAAAAAAGAAGAAGAGAAAAAGAGAGAGAGAGAGAGAGAAAAAAAGAGCUCCAGCGCGCUGCGGCAGUUGUCAGGGGAUAUCGGAGAACUCCGCUCUGAUUGGCUGAGGCGAGCCGUGUUGCCAUGGCGACGGCAGGGGGGGUACGGUAGCGUUGCUGUGCGGCGUGAUCUGUGUGCGCGCGGAUGGAGGAAGCAGCUGCUGAUCUUUUGACACAGCGGAGCUCCGAACACAGGAACCGCGACUGCCUGCCUGCAUGAAGCACAGCGGAGCCGCGGAGUCCGAAACGACCUUAGUAUGCACGAAUUUCGGAUGUCUUCUUCGUAUCAGUGGUAGUUAUUAGUCUCCGGCUGCUGUGUAAUGAGGCUAGGUGACCAUCCUGCUGAGUCAGAUCAAGUCUUCCAAAACACCCCAGAAACUCCAGAGGCUGCUGACUCACUCCUGAUCUGACUGCCAUAAGAAAAUUAUAAGUGCAAGAUGGAAAAUCAUCCCUGGGAGAAAUUUUGACAGUGAUGUAUGAGUCGAAGAGGGCUGAUUUCCCCACAGUUUUUUUUCCCCCACUCAGAAUUAACCCUCCAAGUUUGAUGGGUCCUAUAAUCGGGAUGUCUCCAGAUAAGAAAGCCGAGUCUCCAGGAUCUCAGGGUAUGUGCGGAGCAGGAACUCUCCCAGAGGCAGAAAGCGCCUCGAGUCCUUUAGCCACUAGUCUGGACAGGAUCGGUCCUUCCGGGGCUGUGAGCAGGUCUGGACUCGAACCUGAGGACGAUGAGCUGACCAACCUGAACUGGCUCCACGAGAACCUGCUGCAGAACUUCACCCUGGGAGAUGCGCAGUCUUGCAGCGGCCCUUUGUUUGACAUUGAAGGCAGUCUGGGCUCUCCACGUGGACACAGUCUAUCUUCGUCCUCCUCUUCUUCUGUCUCAUCGGGGAGUCCAGGCAGUGAACGGGACCCCCACAAGUCCAAACCGCCUUUUUCUUUCUCUCUUUUGAUCUACAUGGCUAUUGAACAGUCUCCGAGCAAAUCUCUUCCUGUGAAGGACAUCUAUGGCUGGAUCCUGGAACACUUUCCAUACUUCUCUAGCGCCCCCACUGGCUGGAAGAACUCGGUGCGGCACAACCUGUCUCUGAACAAGUGCUUCCGCAAGGUGGAGCGUGGUCUUGGGAAGGCAAAUGGGAAGGGCUCACUGUGGUGUGUUCACCCUGAGUUCCGGCCCUCGCUGAUGCAAGCCCUGAAGAAACAGCACUUUCCAAGCGCGCAGGCUUUCUGCACGCCACCUGCCUCUCCUCCCAGUGCCUCGUCUCCUCCUUGUCACCUGUUCUCCUUGGAGCAAGGCUACUCUCUAAAGGAAUGUGAUUUUGAUGCUGCCACUGCCAUGAUGCUGUUAAAGUCUGCCUCAGAGCAGAACAUUGACCCAUAUGAGCAAGAGGGGCCGAUUGAUCUUUCCCGGAGGGAUCUGGUGGUGGUAAGCCGGGAUCCAAAACAGGACCACAACUACAGCAGCGUCCCUAUACCUCCCUCUCCUCGGCAAACGACGGGUUCCAGCACUGCAACACACGGGCAACAAGAAAAAGCAAAUGGUAGCCACCCUUCAUUAAAAAGGGCCAGACAUGAUCCAAAGCCGGAGGUGGAUGAUGAGUUAAAGGAGGCAGCUGGCUCGCUCCUGCACUUAGCAGGUAUUUGCACCAGCCUUGGUGCAUCAAGACGCAAGAGCAGAAAGCUGGACAGGAAAUGAAGCCUGGCUCUUUAACUUGCUCACCCUUUAUUUCCCUUUACACCCCUCACUAUGUGACUCGUUCCUGUGGCCUGUUCUGGCCUCUCUCCUCUGGUUGAAGUUAAUUUGUUUAAAAUUAAUCUUUUUUUUCUUUUUCUUUUCUUUUCUCAAAAUAUUCCAAUCAUCUCAUCCAACAGGCAAUACUAACACAAACACAGGAGAGAAAAGCCAUACUGAUGCUUUCGUUUUGUUGUACAGAAAAGAUUAGGAGAAAAAAAAAAAUCGACUCAUCCACCAACCUGCGUUCACAACAAAAAGGGUUUGAGGGGAGAAAAAAGAGAACUUUGGGGCAGGGGGAAAAACUCAGAGGAGAUUUGCAUGCUUCCACCUCUUAAAAAAAACAACAAAAAAAAAAACAACAAAUGUAUAUAUCUUGAGAAUGAAUGCAUGACUUUCACAAGUGGCUUGGGCUUCAUUAUAACAACGAAAAGCUAGAUAAGAAAAAAAGAAAAAGAUAUAAAAGUGCCAUUGAUUUUGGAUCAUAAGACUUCAGUUAAGAAAUAUGAUACAAAGAUAAAUGCAAUAAUUAGUUGACCUAAAUACUUGUAGUUAUUUUAUUUUUGUACUGCCGUUUUUUGUAUUCCGUCUGGUAAAGAUGACGUGUCCCCUGGAGCACCGUGCACUCGUAGCUAUGAUGUCAAAUCCAUGUGACUUUCCUCUUCAUCCUGAUUGGACCCCACCCUUCCCUGAGCAGUAUCAUUCUAGUGGAGGGAACAGCAUGAAAGUGGAUCUGUGGCUCUUUGAGUUCACUUCAGUAUUUAUCCGGUGAUUAACUCUGUAGAAAGUGUAUUCCCGUGCCAUUACAUAUCCAGAAUUAAUUCCCACAUGCGUUUACGUGUGUCACAUUUAGCAUUUAAUGCCACUAUAGGACACAGUGUAGUGCGGCGGAUUUCACCAAGAACUCCUUUCUCUUUUAAGUAGCCCAUUUCUUUAAGCAUCACUGUUAUCCAUGUCAUGACUCCUAGAUGUCUGAUUGAAUUGAUACGAGUGCUGAGAGAAGUCAGAGGGCAGGUUUUUUUUUUUUUUUUUUUUUUUUUUUUUAAUAAAUCUCAGUGGACUUUAGUAGGAGCUGUAUGCACGGGGCUUGUGCUUCAGGCUUGGAUGUAGCACUCUGCUGCACAAAUGACCUCGAGAGAGUUGUUCUGGCUCCAGAGGAAACUGGAGACAAUGUGGAUUCUGGAAGAAAAGCGGCUGUGGGAAGAAAGGGGGAAAAAAACAAAACAAAACACUUGCCUUUCUGCAGCUCUGCAAAUGAGGAAGUCAUGGGAACGGACCUACAGGAAGCCAAACUGAUGAGACAGGAAACUGAUAUCCUCAGAACCUGCUACUACCAGGACUUGGUUUGGCACGAGUGCUGGACUUUUCUGACUCUCUGUCUAAACUUACACUUUGGUCUCGUUUUCAUGAAAUCGUCAGGGGUACCACCGCUAUCUUUGCAACCCUCAUCUUUAUUUUUUUCGUUUUGCUUGUUGUUUCAGUUUGAGUUCAAGUUUUAACUGCCUAAGUCAGUGAAAUACCACUCAUCUCUUUCAAGUGAUGGCUAAAUUAAGCUCUGAUCAGGAACGAUUGCACCGCACAGGCAGGUAUCUUCUACAGCAAUUAACUGAGCCUGUUUAAGCCAUGGUGCUACUAAAAUCUAUAAGGACAUCUCCUAUGUCCUGUGUCCUGUGUGUGCGAGCUCACUAGUCCUGUGGUACCUGUGAAGCUACUCAGCAAAAUGUCUCGAUGCGAUCUUUUAACUCUUCCCUAUUUAAUUGCAUCGCUUUAACUGUUGCCAUUGUAAAGUUUCUGCCCAAACACUUUUUGCUGCCAAUUUCCCCCUUAAAUUUGUACAUAGUGAUAACACAGGAUGCAAGUAUUACUAGAGGAGGUUUCGAGGAGAGCGACAGAGCUGUAGUGUUAGAUUUAAAGGUUUGUACAAGCAGCCACUUGCUUCUCCCAAAACAGGAAUAUUGACUUCUGAAUAUCUGACCUCUCUCUCUGUGAUACAGCAUAGUGAUAAUUGUUUUAUUAUUAUUAUUAUUAUAAUUAUUAUAAUUAUUAUUAUUAUUAUUAUGCUCCACUAAUUUAGAGCUGCCAAUCAGUUUGCUUGCAUUUUGUCUGCCAUGUCUGUCUGACAGACUUCCAUCUUUUGGUUUUGUAAGCUAACCUCUGUUAAUAAAAAUGUUUAUAAAGUUUAUUUUUGCCAAAGAUAUGCAAUUGUUGCAUUAUAUAUGGUAUUAAAAUAAAAAAGGGUUUCUUUUA
Silurus meridionalis is the source of this 4185-nucleotide messenger RNA. RefSeq names its product forkhead box N2b (gene foxn2b). Gene Ontology annotation, molecular function: DNA-binding transcription factor activity; cis-regulatory region sequence-specific DNA binding. NCBI's taxonomy places the organism in Eukaryota, Metazoa, Chordata, Actinopteri, Siluriformes, Siluridae. Bases 685 to 1902 code for a protein of 405 amino acids. The record is from RefSeq and is a predicted model, not a curated record. The transcript has 7 exons. Gene Ontology annotation, biological process: regulation of DNA-templated transcription. Gene Ontology annotation, cellular component: nucleus.